CUGUGUGUCCGUGGUUACGCUAACAUGAUUGGUUACUGGGAGAACGAAGAGGCAACCAAGGCCAGUAUUGACGCUACAAAGUGGUACCAUACAGGGGACAUGGCAACUAUGGAUGAAGAUGGGUACUGCCGCAUCAUUGGUCGGUUCAAGGAACUCAUCAUCAUGGGAGGCAGGAACAUCUACCCUGUGGAGAUAGAGAAGUACAUCUAUACACAUCCCAAAGUAGAAGAUGUUCAUGUGAUUGGUAUACCUGAUGAUAGACUAGGUGAGAAGGUGGUGGCUUGCAUCCGAGUAAAGGCAGGAGAGAAACUCACAGAAGAAGACAUCAAAGAGUACUGUCAGGGAGAAAUUUCUCACUAUAAGAUCCCAAAACACAUCAUCUUCAUGGAGGCGGAGGCCUUUCCUAUGACGGUCAGCGGCAAGGUACAGAAGUUCAAGCUUCAGGAAACCAUCAGUGAACAAUUGAAAUGAGAUAAUAUCAAUUUUAACACCAAAGGCCUCAAGAUUCCUUUCAUUCACUCAACUGCCCAGAUACUGCCACAAACAUCUCACUAUGAUAAGCUAUAGGAUUAUUCUAUAGCUAUUGUAAUGAUAUUUACUUGUUGUUAAUCUAGUAAACCCAUUAGCUAAGUACCUUGUUGUUCCUCAGGCAAGUGAAAUUCUGAAUUGUCAAAUUGGUCUUAAUUACUCUACUUGGGACUUUUGAUCUCAAUAUAUACAUGUAUAUUUUACAGAUACAUGUACAAAAUCUCUUCCUUUUUAUUGUGUCUUCUAUUCACUAUCAUCUUACAUUCUAAACUAACUUCUGCUUUUUGUUGUUGAAAACACAUCAAGGAAUCUUCCAUUUUAAAGACACUGUCAGAAGUGAAAAUUUGAAUAGGUGAAUAAUAUAUCAACAGAAAGCUUAUAAGCCAUAGAUUACAAUAAUAUCAAUUAUAUGUUAUUUUAUUGUCUGUUAGAGGAGUAACGCCUCUUUGAAAAUGGGAAGUUGUCGACAUAAAAGAAAGCUAAAAAUUUUAUAUCGAUUUGAUGACAUCAUCUCAAGUGUAGUA
Molecule: messenger RNA, 1052 nt
Organism: Strongylocentrotus purpuratus (purple sea urchin)
Lineage: Eukaryota; Metazoa; Echinodermata; Echinoidea; Camarodonta; Strongylocentrotidae
Product: medium-chain acyl-CoA ligase ACSF2, mitochondrial-like
Exons: 4
Coding region: 25-471 (148 amino acids)
Biological process (GO): fatty acid metabolic process
Molecular function (GO): medium-chain fatty acid-CoA ligase activity
Source: RefSeq, a predicted model, not a curated record